Pangasianodon hypophthalmus (striped catfish) is the source of this 4773-nucleotide messenger RNA. It is a transcript of the gene sntb2, whose product is annotated as syntrophin, beta 2. The coding region runs from base 108 to 1763 and encodes 551 amino acids. Gene Ontology annotation, cellular component: synapse; dystrophin-associated glycoprotein complex; intracellular anatomical structure. The transcript is spliced from 7 exons. NCBI's taxonomy places the organism in Eukaryota, Metazoa, Chordata, Actinopteri, Siluriformes, Pangasiidae. Gene Ontology annotation, molecular function: structural molecule activity; protein binding. The record is from RefSeq and is a predicted model, not a curated record.
GUGGGAGUGUCAUAUUGAAGUGUACUUAGUGCGCAUUACGGAAACGAGUGUUUGAAAAACUUUUAUUAUUAUUAAUAUUAUGAGUUUAAAAAAGUGGUGACCCAAACAUGGCGAUCUGGACUCGCGCGGACCGGAACGGACAACUGGACCUGCUGCUGCGGGACCGCUGGGUUCGGGUCACCGCGGAACUCACGCGCGAAACUUUGACUUUGACGGCGGAGGGAGAACCGAGCGGGACCGAGAGCCACAGCCCUGCAUCCGGGACACGAACCGCCGUGGCUAACGGGACCGACCCGGGGAAGCAGAACCGCGCGCAGAGCCCGAACUUAUCCGGGGAACAGAACCACUUCAAACUGGGCGGAAGUAACGGAGCAUCCGGAGAGUACCACAUCCACUACGGCAAGUCUUCUGAGUUCGGAAGUCCGGGAUCGGGGUUCGGUUGUAGACCCGGUGAUUCCAGUUCUUCAUCAUCAUCAUUAUUAUCAUCAUCAUCGGAACCGGUCCGGAAAGUUCGGGUGGUCAAACAGGAAUCUGGCGGAUUAGGAAUCAGUAUUAAAGGAGGUCGGGAGAACAGGAUGCCCAUACUGAUUUCCAAGAUUUUCCCGGGACUGGCGGCGGAUCAGAGCCGGGCUCUGCGGGUCGGAGACGCCAUUCUGUCCGUGAACAGGAGCGACCUCCGGGAAGCCACACACGACCAGGCGGUACAGGCGCUGAAGAAGGCCGGGAAGGAGGUGACGCUGGAGGUAAGGUAUAUCCGUGAGGUGUCUCCUCUCUUUAAGAAGCCGUUGGUUUUGUCAGAGCUGAGCUGGGACGGGAGCGAAGACUCUCCAAAACACAACACCACCAAAGACAGGAAGAUCAUUCCACUGAAAAUGAGCUUCAUCUGCAGGAACCUCACCAUGCCUGACCUGGAGAACAGGCUGUUGGAGCUGCACUCUCCUGACGGUCAGCACUCGGUGGUUCUGCGCUGUAAGGACACGGCCACUGCACACUCCUGGUUCACCGCCAUCCACGCCAACAUCGCCGCGCUGCUGCCACACACACUCACACACAUCAACGCCUACCUGAGCGCCUCCAGCACACACACACAGCUCAAACACAUCGGCUGGCUCGCGGAGCAGGUAACUAUGGAAGGUGGGCGUCACCAGUACAGGCCAGUCGUCAUGGCGAUGACGGAGAAAGACAUCCUGCUGUUCGACUCGGUGCCGUGGACACGAGAGAGCUGGAGUACUCCACUGACCACACACACACUGCUGACCACCCGACUCGUUCACUCGGGCAGUACUCGUGGUUCCCCAUCUUUAGGGUCUGAUCUUCUCUUCAUGACUCGGACGGGUUCUAGUCGUGGUGUCGAGUCUCACGUGUUCCGUGUGGAGACGCACUGGGACCUGUCGUCAUGGACACGAUCGCUCGUACAGGGGACACACGCCGCCGCCGAGCUCGUCAAAGAGGUGUCCAUAGGGUGUGUGUUGAACAGGGAGGAGGUGUGUUUGGUGCUGCACUAUGAGCGAGGCUUCACUGUGUUGAGAGGAGGAGGAGGAGGAGGAGGAGGAGGAGCUCCUGUAGGUGGCGCUGUGCUCCUUCACUACCCCUACGACAAACUGCGCAACUCCGCAGACGACGCAAUCAGACUCCUGUAUCUCGACUUCGGGGGGCCCGAGGGGGAACUGGUGUUUGAUUUGCACUCCAACCCAAAGCCGGUGGUGUUUGUUCUCCACUCGUUCCUGUCGGCCAAACUCGCACGCCUGGGCCUGAUCACGUGAGACUGACGGAGAAAUGGAGAGACGGAGAGAGAGAGUGGUGGGAAGUGAGGGAUGGAAGGAUGAAUAGAGAGAGUGUUCCAUAAAUACUCCUCCUGUUACACACACAUUUAUCUCACUUAAUAGAGUAUCUUAAUGGAUUAUGUGAAUUCUGUUCCAUUCACAUAAACCUAUAUGCACGUGUGUGUGUGCGAGAGAGAGUGUGUGAGAGUGUGUGAGAGUGUGUGAGAGUGUGUGAGAGUGUGUGAGAGUGUGUGAGAGUGUGUGUGUGAGAGUGUGUGUGAGAGAGUGUGUAUGCAUGGUUCAGGUUAACCAGACGUGCCUUUGUGUAUCUAAUCAGAGAUAAACAUAGGAUGACAUCGCUAAAUAUGCAAAACUAUAGUAUUAAUGUGUGUGUGUGUGUGUGUGUGUGUGUGGAUAUUUGUCUUGUCAAGACUGUUACCUUCUAUGAGUGUGUGUGUGUGUCAGAUAGUGAGGCAUUCCAGUGCAUGAUUAUAGCUGUGUGUGUAUGUGUGUGUGGGUGUGUGUGUGUGUGUGUGUGUGUGUGUGUGUGUUUAACAGCUAUCACAUCAUUCUCUUAUACGCAUAAAUGAUGUUAAAGCCCUCUGAUUGGCUGUUAGAGAGUAAGCGAGCGACCAAUCAGAGCGGUGCGUCACCCUGCUGAUGGUCACAUGGAGCGGAUGUUUACAGAAACACGGCUCUGUGUCAUGAAUAUUUUCUUUAUACGGCACUUAAAAAAACAUUAAAGGAGUUUUUUCGGAUAAUUGGAACAGUUUAAAUGACAAAAAACUAAAGAAACUUAUUUCAGUAAAUCCGAACGCUGAUUAAUUUCCGAGUUAGCAGGAUCGGAGUGUUGAUCGAAGUGUUUGUGUAAAAUAAAUAAUAAGUCUAGUUAAUGAUAUCAGUGUAGAGGUGUUAGUUAUGCUGCGUUCAUGAUCAAAUGGGAACUGGGAAGUUUCUGACUUCCUGGUAGGAACGAGUCGUAAUUCCCACUCGGAAUGUCUGAGUUGUGAUUCCGUGACGUCACUUCCACAUGGCGGCUCUCGUCGUGAAAAGUUUUUGACCAAAUUGCUCUUUUAACUCCAGUUCUGGCCGACAGCUUGCAGUGAGGAUUCGUUUUAUUCCCGACUCCAGGCGAUUGAGUUGGUGCGAACGCUCUGUUGUGGGAAGUACGAGGUUCCGAGAUGAAAAAUUACGAGUUCUCAGUUAUCAUGAACGCAGCACAACAACAGCAACAACAACAACAACAGCAACGCUUAGAGAGAAGCCCUUCAUCCGCUCUGCAGCUGCUCACCGUUACUGGCUCUGCGGUUGUCCCUCUGGAGAACCCAUUAGGGUUCUAUGUAGAACUUUAUAACGCUUCUCCUCCUAUCAGAGAAAACCAUUCAGAAAUCUCAGAAUGCUGACUUAAUUCCUGCCUCACACUCAGCGUUCCCGGGACAGACUACGGAUUAGACGAGAGCACGAAUAAACACGACGUAAUAAAACAUAACGGUUUUAUUCAUUUCCAAAAAUUUGAAGCAGAAUAAACUGAAACGUGUGCAGACAUUAGAACUUACUAAAUGUUCUGCACUUAAAUUAUAUCCAUAUACCUUAAAGAAAAUCCUUUAGUGUCCUCUCCAGGCCUCCGUACUGACAAUCACUGACUAAUUAAUAAUAAUAAUAAUAAUGAUAAUAAUAAUAAUAAUAAUGAUGUUUGGGGUUAAACAACAUUCCACACACUGUGGGCCACUUUUCCGACAUUCCGUGCGUGACUGUGGAUUACGGGACGCUGUGAAGCGUGUGGGCGCGUCCCGAUUAUCAGUUAGAGGACAUAUCGUGAUAUUUAGUGUAAUAUUAUAAUCAGAGACAUUCCAAAGGACAGUUACUGUUAGUUAGUCAGUUGUCAGUGACAUGAAACACACACACACACACACACACACACACACACACACACAGAAACUGCCCCCUUGUGGCCUGGAGAGUCACACCUGAUAUAACACACACAGUAGGCUGAGUCUUAGGUGUUUUUUGAGGUAGGGGGCAUUUUCUAGAACAUUCCAUAAAUCAAACACACACUCACACACACUCACACACACACACACUCAGGGCAGCUAGCUCCUCUCCCUGCAACGAGCUUGUUAAUUGUUUGACCUCACUCCUGUCGUUAAUCAGGAAGCCGACACACACACACACACACACACGCACAGAUCAUCACUGAUAAAGUAGUGUACUUGGUUGUGUGUGCACUUCUUAGUGGCCUUAGACAUUUCCUCCUAAGAGCUGGAGGACAGCGAGCAUAUCAGAUCUCACUCAGUGCUUUAAGUGUGUGUGUGUGUGUGUGUGUGUGUGUGUGCGCGUGUACUCAGUCUCCGGGAGAUAAAUUAGCCUUGUUUCCACCAUGAUGGAGAUAAACAUAAAACUGUCUUUCACUAAAACGUGGUCACUAAAAUCAGGUUUUAUAAUGAGGAUCGUUAUAGGAACCUCACAUCUGACCAAUCAGAGAUGGUUAUUAGGACAAGCUCCGCCCCUGAUCGAUCCUGCUUCCUCUGGAUCCCCUUAACUGAGCUGAUGUGAGUGUGUUAGUGCUAAAGAAUCUUUCAGUAUACACACUUGUGUGAUGUAGGACACACACACACACACACACACACACACAGAGGAGUGUGAGGAAUGAUGAAUGUACUGUAUGUUUGUACUCACCUCUGAGAAUGUUUAAUAGCAUUUUAGCAUUUCUCUUUAAAUCUAUCAUCUGUUUAUAAAAGCAAAAUAGUUUUUUAAACUGCUUUUUUCUUCUGCACCAAAGUUUUGUACAUGUGGCAGCUUUGCGUUCACACAAUCAUAAAACAAAAAAAAUUAAAAAAAGAGAGAAUAUUAACAUAGAUCACACACACACACACUCUGCUGCUGCACCACUGUUCAUACAGAAUACUCUUUAUAACAUAUACAGUGUUAAAAUCUCUCUAUAAUGUGUAAAUAAAUAAAUAAAUACAAUAAAUACAGCAUAUAAAUAAACAACUGUUACACAUUUAUAGCA